UUGGAGAGUGUGCACGGUCUCACGGUGACAUCGAACGUUGGCUUGGCCGUCGACAGCAACACUGGCAAUGUGGCUUACUACGCCGGUUGUGUGGUUGUGAUAUACAAUCCGAAGAAGAACAAGCAAAUACAGCAUUUGAUAAACGUCUGCAAAAAAUCACUAACAUGCCUGGCCUACUCCAAAGACGGCAAGUACCUAGUUACUGGAGAGAGCGGCCACCAGCCGGCUGUGAGGGUGUGGGACCUGGAAGAAGGGGUGCAGGCAGCCGAGUUUAUCGGCCACAAGUUCGGGGUGGGAUGUGUGGCUUUCUCACCCAACCUGAAGUACGUGGUGUCAGUUGGCUACCACCAUGACAUGGUGGUGAAUGUCUGGAACUGGAGGACCAACAUCAAGGUGGCAAGUAACAAAGUCGCCUCUAAGGUGACCGACGUGGCAUUUUCGGAAGAUGGGAGUAUGUUUGUUACGGUUGGAAGUAGGCACGUGAAGUUUUGGUACCUGGACGCCAGUAAAUCUAAGAUCAAGACUGAAACCCUACCACUUCUAGGUAGGAACGGAAUAUUAGGCGAGCACCAGAACAAUCUAUUCUCAGCUGUUUGCUGUGGCGUGGGAGUGCAGUCUGCCAACGUGUACUCCAUCACAGAUAGCGGAAAACUUUGCGAGUUUAACGAUAAGAGGGUCCUUACGAAAUGGGUUUCCCUCAGAGUAAGUUAUUUAGCAAACGCCAUUUCCUCUGACGAGCGAUUCAUCUUCAUUGGUUGUUCGAACGGCAUCAUACGCAUCUUCAGCGCUACCACACUCAACUACAUCGCCACUCUGCCGCUGCCACACCUGCUUGGAGUGGAUGUGGCUCUGCAUCAUGAUAUCAAUGCUGGUGAGGGCGAUUCAGCCAGGCAACAGCAGCGUCACCCUGAUGUCAUAGCAGUUCGCUUCGACGACAGCAACAAACGCCUCACCUGCCUCUACAAUGACCACAGCUUCUACGUUUGGGAUGUCAGUGACCUCAAAAAGGUCGCCAAAAUUAGGUCAUUUCUCUUUCACAGUGGUCCGGUUUGGGGCCUGGAGGUAUUUCCGGAAAAAAAAACUCCACAUACAUCUUCCUCCACGUCGUCCUCAUCGGUGACGUCAUUAUUUCCCUCGUCGCUAUUGGCUAACUGCUUCAUCACGUGCGGGAAUGACGACACGGUCAGAUUGUGGACAUCUUCGUCGUCAUCAUCAUCUUCGUCAUCGUCAUCAUCAUCAGUUCUGGAGGUCACGCCAAUGAAGAAGAAUGUAUACAGCAAUGAAUUAGUGAAGAUACUGUACACUAGCAAAGAGCUGAGCGGUCUGCUGGAGGUAGAAUUCAAUCCAGCGGGGAAAACUGACAAAACGGACUUAACCUACCAAGAUAGGAAUGGUAUAAGGUGCGUUCGUGUGAGAGCUGAUGCCCAACAACUGGCCUGUGGAGAUCGAGUCGGAAAUAUCAGGGUAUUCGACUUAGCGACAAUGACACAAGUGAACGUGAUGGAGGCACAUGACUCGGAAAUUCUCUGCCUGGAGUAUACCGGUCUGGACACUGGUCUGAACCUGCUAGCCUCUGGUGGCCGGGAUCGCCUGAUCCACAUCUUCGACGCCAACCACAACUACAGCCUGAUACAGACGCUCGACGAACAUUCGUCUUCCGUCACCUCCAUCAAAUUCGUCGUCAGCGAGUUACAACUUUGCCUCAUCAGUUGCUCUGUUGAUAAGAGUAUUCUCUUUAGAACGGCUCAAAUGGAUCCAAAUUUCCACUUCACCUUGACCCGCCACCUCGUGAGCAGAACCACUUUGUAUGACAUGCAAGUCGACAAUACAUCCAAAUUUGUGGCUACCGCUUGUCAAGAUAGAAAUAUUCGGGUAUACAACAUACGGACUGGGAAGCAGAAGAAAACGUACAAUGGAUCGGUUGGGACCGACGGAACGUUAGUGAAGAUGCAACUGGACCCCUCUUCCUCUUUUGUCGCUACGACGUCUAGCGACAAAAAUCUUUCUAUUUAUGAUUUUUUUUCUGGGGAAUGCGUCGGUCAUGUUUCAGGGCAUUCGGAGGUGGCUACCGCUGUCAAGUUCCUGAAUGACAACAGACAUCUUGUAUCUGUUGGAGCUGAUAGUUGCAUAUUCAUCUGGAAGCUCAAUAGCCACAUGACGGAGCAGAUUAAGAAGAAACUCAUUGAAGAUAACCAGCUCCUCAUCCAAGAAAGCAAUCAACAUCUCAGGUUAUGA
Molecule: messenger RNA, 2235 nt
Organism: Helobdella robusta
Lineage: Eukaryota; Metazoa; Annelida; Clitellata; Rhynchobdellida; Glossiphoniidae
Exons: 17
Biological process (GO): regulation of mitotic cell cycle; mitotic spindle organization
Cellular component (GO): mitotic spindle
Molecular function (GO): protein binding
Source: RefSeq, a predicted model, not a curated record